ACAGUUAUACCGGACAAGUGAGGUAGUGGAGCACCCUCAGGCCGUGUGGCGGCCCUCGGGAGCGGCGCAGCGCCAUGCGCAGCACAUUAAAAGUAAGUGUAGCCUACGUGGGUAUUACUCUAUGGAUUUAUCUGCCUUGAUUGGUGGCCUUCAAGAUCCAUUUUUGCCAUACAAUUGCGGGCAGUGUGUGGAGCAGCUUAGUUAGAUUCAGGUGAGUGAGUGAGUCGUUGGUUCAGCCGCCGCCUCGCCGCGCCUCCAGAACAGCUUCACCCGAGACCCUCCCUGAAGGUGAGCCAGUGCGGGGCGGCUGGUGUGUAUGAGGUGUCUCUUGCAGUGUUACCGUCCUGGGUUCUAGUUGCAUAUCCUGCAACACAAGUUGGUGGAGUGUGCUUGUAAGUGGCGGCGGCCCCCUAAGAACUGCUUCGGUGUGCGGGACCGUGAUGGCGGUGAAGAGGUGGUCAGUGAUCCAGAAAAUGAAGCGAUUUGCAAAGAAGAGGAAGUUGGAGCAGAGUAAAGGAGAGAGUCAUGGAGGGAGAGCAAAGGUGAAGGGUUCUGCUGAGAGUGCCAAAUGUACAGUUUCAUCAGGAACACUCAGCAAGGGCUACGGGAGGCUGGUCUGGGGCAAGAUUCUGGGGAGCCGCACCUGGCCGGGCAUCACCGUCCAUCACAAUGAGUGUGGGAUGCGGCCGCUGCUGGCAGACGGUGUGUGGGUUUUCUGGUUUGGGGACAACAGGGUGUCUCAGGUUCCCCCGAGUAAAAUGUUGCCCUUCAAGGAGAAUUUCAAAAUUUAUUACUCCCAGACCAACAACCCAACGUUUGAAAAAGGAGUCAUCGAUUGCAUCAAGGAACUUAGGCAUCAAUCAAAAUUACCUCAGGAUGAGUCGAGAGAAGGCUUGAUGCAGUGGGCACGUGCAGGGUUUCCAGGAGCAGCAGAUGAUGAGGCCAUCCUUUCAGGCCAUCCACCUUCCCCGAGGGUUGAGAAGCUUCUGAGUCGCAUCAAGAAGACUCGACACAAGCUCAGGGACCACUCGGGCAGCUCAAGUGAUAAUUUCUUCCCAACAUCCUCAUCAUCAUCACCUGAUUCAGACUCUUCGGAGGCAGAUGAGCGGCAAAACUGGAAACCUAAAGCUUCUCUUUUGAAGUCAGCUCGUAAUGGAGAAUGUGACAUAGAGGAGCUGUGCAUUGCAUGUUCUCGUACUGAUUGUAAAGUUGCGGGUCCACACCCUAUUUUUACGGGCGGUGUCUGUGAGAACUGCAAGACGACACAUUACCCUUGGUGUGUCUGGACUCAGUGUGUCUGUGGUGAAAGGGUUUAUGUGCCGAGCUUUAAAUCCAUCAGCUUCAGCCCAAGUAGUCUUGUGCAUGUCAUUGCCAUUCUGCCUUCUGCACUCAAGCAUCAUCACACAAAGAUUGAAGUGGAAGAUAAUAUCAAGGCUAUGGAGACUGGUGGCUCAGAUGUGUGCUGUGUGGUGUGUGCCAGCCCGGGGAAAAUGCUGUUGUGUGAUUCUCCGGAGUGUGAAAGAGAGUAUUGCACCGGCUGUGUGGAGCUGCUUGUGGCACCCUCAGCAGUGGGCCUCAUAGAGAGAACCAGCCCCUGGUACUGUUUCCUGUGCCAGCCCUUCAGCCCCGCCACCCACAGCCUGCUCAAGCCAAGGCCGGAAUGGAGAGACAAGAUUCCGGCAAACUGCAGCGCUUCGUGGGUGAGCGAGUUUGAAGAAAAUGACACACCCGAUCCUUCUACAUUCCCCAAAAGACCCUUGCGAGUCCUCUCUCUCUUCGAUGGGAUUGGCACAGGACUGGUGGCGCUCGACAAGCUUGGCCUGGAGGUUGGCGCCUAUUACUGUUCAGAAAUUGAUGAGGCAGCAAGGACUGUUGUGAGCCUGAACUUUGGAACAAGAGUCACAUUCCUCGGUGGAGUUGAAAAACUAACCAGAAAAGAGCUGGAAGAGUUGUGCCCCAUUGACCUUCUCAUUGGAGGGUCUCCUUGCAAUGAUCUCAGUUACGUGAACCCAAAGAGGAAGGGUCUGUUCGAUUGCUCUGGAUCAGGAUUUCUCUUCUUCUACUUCUAUAAAAUUCUCAGAAACAUUCAGUGCUUAAACAAGGACACUCACCUCUUCUGGAUGUUUGAGAACGUCAGGAACAUGCCGCAUUUCAUGAAGGCUCAAAUAAGCUUAUUCUUGGAAAAGCAACCUGCAGUGAUUGAUGCUAAAUACUUUUCUCCCCAAAGUCGUCCGCGCUGCUUCUGGGGCAACAUUCCAGGGAUGUACAAACCUGUCCCUCCACAACAUGAGUGCCACCACAAACUGAGUCAGUACAUAAAUAAGAUACCUGAACGAAAGGCCGUGGUGGGGAAAAUAAACUGCAUAACAACAAACCCGGCCUCUCUACGAAUGGGAAAUGGAGAAGAGUGGCCAGUGCAGAUGAAUGACCACGGAGAUGUUCCAUGGGUGACAGAGAUUGAAAAGAUCUUUGGGUUGCCCUCACACUACACUGACACUGGCAAUUUGACCCUAAGAGACAGACAGUGUCUCCUAGGACGGGCGUGGAGUGUUCCAGUAAUUUGCUACAUAUUUAAGUCUCUUGGCGAGUACUUCCCUUGCAAAAAAGAAGUCUCUAAAACAGCAGAAAUGAAGAGUGUGGGGCAAACAACGAGUCAAGAAACAGAGACUCAAGGAAUGGGAAAAACAUUGAGCCAUGAACUGAAGGAGGAUGAUGCUUUAGUUAAAGGAGCAAAUUGGAAGGAUGAUCUGGUUACACUGCAGCCAGCGGGGAAUGAGGAAGAGGAGACAUCUUUGGUACAAAAAGGCAGUGCUGAAGCAAGAAAGAAGACCGAUAUAAAUUUAGCCGAAAUAGAGGCAUCAUUACAGCCAGAGAGUGAUGGAGAUGUGAUGGCUUAGACACAAGCAAAGAAAGAUUGAGGUUUCAUACAAGCAGAGAAUGAUGGGAAAAAUACAAGGGCCUUAGUAAAAUGAGUGGUGAAGCAGUAAUGAAAGCUCUGAAACUACAAAUGGAGUAAUGAAAGCUCAAAACAAAUGGACUAAUAGAACAGACCGUAAAUGCUCAGAUGCACCAUCCUUAGUAUUAAUUUACAGAUAGCUAUGCAUUUGUGGAAAAUAACAAGUAACUUUAGUGGUUAUUUAAUACAUGACUGGAGUUUACAAAUUUAAAGUGAACAGCUACAUCUACUAAGCAACCAUUGUCAAGUGCUAGAGUCAACUUGAGAGUCAUUGAGUUACUGAGUGCAAACUUACCAGAAUGAAGUUCAAGUCUAUAAUUGAAGAAUGGACCCUCUCUAAUGAGUAGAGUUUGUAAUAAACCAUAAAACUAAUGUUUUCUUUUCAAGGAAAAAUUAAAUUAAGUAUAGCAAAGUUAUAUGCUUAUAAACUUUAAACAGUUGAGAUGAAAAGCUAUUAAAAAGUAACCUAUUUUAUGAAGUGAAUAUUAUAACUUUAAUGCAAGUGUUAUAUUUAAUUACAAUAAAUUGGUAAAAUAACAUGACCGUUGUCAUCUCUAAACCACGGCUGUAUUCUUUACAUUGGCUUUGUAGCAGGAAAAGACUAUCAUAAGUAACAUCAUUAGUGAGCUUCGACCACCCUACAAUGCUGUGGCUCCAUCACUGCCACACUGGCCAAAUUAAAGACUGGUGUUAGAGAUGCACUGAUGCACUGACUAUAUUUCUUAGAAAUUAAAAUCAAUUUAGAGCAUGCCAUUAGUGAUGUACGUAAAGGAUUUUGGGAAAACGUGUCAGCUGCCAACUUGAUUCAGGAUAUGAAGAGUGGAAAAGCACCAAACCAAAGGCAAGUACAGCAUAACAUACCAGCCCUCUUAUAGGUGAUUUAAGAUCUCACCCCCCCCCCCCCCCUCAGCAAAGUAAUGCAAAUCACAUAGUUCUGCAACCUCUCAGUCUUGAGCCAAGCACCAUACCCCCAGAGUCAGAGCUGUGCAAUAAGUGUAGUCUGCUGUGUUUGACACAGUAUAAGGAGACAGAUGAUGGGGGAAUACAGAGGAGGGUGAGUGAGUUGUUGAGGGGAGCAUGGGGGUAUGAGUCAUGGCACCACACCUACAGGAGGGAAUGGAGAGAAGGUUCAGGAGUUCACAGGACAUUGAGAUACAAUGGUGAUAAAGGCAGCAACAAGAAUGGUAGGCUGCAAAAGCAAACAGGAAAUGAGGAAACCUUCCUAGACAUGCCUAUUUUAUAUGCCCAUGUCUGUGCUUGUGUACUAUUUACUUGCAGUGUUUAAGAAUCCUAACUGGGUGCUGCAUGAC
Messenger RNA from Eriocheir sinensis (Chinese mitten crab), 4266 nucleotides. Its product is annotated as DNA (cytosine-5)-methyltransferase 3A-like. Gene Ontology annotation, molecular function: methyltransferase activity. Bases 441 to 2897 code for a protein of 818 amino acids. Gene Ontology annotation, cellular component: nucleus. The record is from RefSeq and is a predicted model, not a curated record. Lineage: Eukaryota; Metazoa; Arthropoda; Malacostraca; Decapoda; Varunidae. The transcript has 20 exons. Gene Ontology annotation, biological process: regulation of gene expression.